This is a messenger RNA of Frankliniella occidentalis (western flower thrips), 1068 nucleotides long. RefSeq names its product 28S ribosomal protein S15, mitochondrial (gene bonsai). Gene Ontology annotation, cellular component: ribosome. The record is from RefSeq and is a predicted model, not a curated record. Gene Ontology annotation, biological process: translation. The transcript has 4 exons. Lineage: Eukaryota; Metazoa; Arthropoda; Insecta; Thysanoptera; Thripidae. Gene Ontology annotation, molecular function: structural constituent of ribosome. The coding region runs from base 1 to 966 and encodes 321 amino acids.
AUGAGUAUAUCCUUAAGAGGAGUUAGGAGCUUAAAUGUCCUGCAAAAUGUUUCAUCUUUCACUAAAGAUGGUGUUUAUAACCUAAGAAGGGAAUUCUCUCUCAAAAGUAUACCCAUUGCCUUUGAGGCAGUUUCUAGUUCCCUUAAUGCCGGUUGUCACCAAGUGCCAUGCCGUAACUUUUACAAACAUAAAGUUGAAGUGGAAAAGAGAAUAAAAUGGGAACGGCCAGUUAAAGUUCCAUGUAUUCUUCCACAAAAAUCGGGGGAGCUAUCCGGUCUUCCUGAAAUUGAUUAUGACAAACCUCCACCACUUUAUGAAAAAUCGAAAGAGUAUCAGACCGCAUCUGAACAUGUGAAACGAAUCGUGAGUUUAAAGUUUCAACCUAGCUCGGUUCGGAAACAGGCGAUGAAAGAUUCUAUGAUCCAGAAAGUGAAAAGGCAUGUACUUGAUACAAAAUCUGUUGAAUGUAAAAUUGCAAAAUGGACAGCUAUCAUACGAAAUAUGCAGGUUCAUUAUGCCAAUUACCCAUAUGAUAAAGUGGGAAGGGCAGACGUUAAAGAAAUUAUUGACCUGCGCAAAAAGAGGAUGAAGCUUUUACGUACUUUGGAUUACAAGAGAUUUGAAUGGCUUCUUGAAACAUUGGAUCUUAUAUUUAAGCCUGCACCUUCGUCACAUGAAAGAGUCGAAAGAAAGAAGUCCAUGAGAUGGUUAGCUGAACAGUACUGUGAAGCUGUUGUGCAGAAAAAACUGGAUGAAUACAAAGAAAAACUGAACUCCCAGAAAAGAGAGUUCUUAGAGCGCAAGCUUUCUACUAUGACAUCAAUUAUUGAGGAAGAGAAAUCUUUUGGUGUUGAACCCAGUUUUACCUCUGAGGAAAUAAAAGAAGUUGAAGCAACUUUGAAGAUGAUAAUUGAAGAGGAAGCAAGGAAAUCUGAUAAGAAUGCUGAAGAAGUUGAAGUUUAUUAGACUAGAACUUCUUGUCUUUAGAGAAUUGUCGAUGUUUUGUACAGAGGUUGUUAUGUUGAAAAAAUGCCUGAAAUAAUAAAUAAUGUCUUUAUUUCAUAUUAA